This is a messenger RNA of Xenopus laevis (African clawed frog), 1770 nucleotides long. RefSeq names its product MGC82578 protein (gene surf4.L). Lineage: Eukaryota; Metazoa; Chordata; Amphibia; Anura; Pipidae. The record is from RefSeq and is marked provisional.
GGAGAUGGCGCCUGGGAAUGUUAUGGGGGCCGCUGAGGAGCUGGCUGACCAGUUCCUGCGUGUGACUAAGCGGUACCUGCCACACAUAGCUCACCUGUGUCUGGUCAGUACAUUCCUGGAGGACGGGCUGCGCAUGUGGUUGCAGUGGAAUGAGCAGAGAGACUACAUCAACAUGUCGUGGAACUGCGGGAUGUUCCUUGCAACCCUCUUCGUCGUCUUUAACCUGUGUGGCCAGUUAGCUGGCUGUGUUCUGGUCUUGAUACGGAAGUUUGUGCCUUAUGCUUGCUUUGGCCUGCUCGGGAUCAUCGCUCUGCAGACCAUUGUUUAUAAUAUCAUUUGGGACAUAAAGUUUCUCAUGAGGAACAUGGCUCUGGUUGGGGGUCUCUUGCUGCUCUUGGCCGAGUCCCGGUCGGAAGGGAAGUCCAUGUUUGCAGGAGUCCCUAAUAUGGGUGGGACAUCACCACGUCAGUAUAUGCAACUGGGGGGCAGAGUGCUGCUCAUCCUUAUGUUCAUGACCCUGCUCCGUUUCAAUGCCAGCGCCUUCAGUAUAUUCCAAGACAUUUUUGGCCUGGCCCUUAUUCUUCUGGUUGCCGUAGGCUUUAAGACCAAGCUGGCGGCACUUACGCUGGUGCUGUGGCUGCUGAUCAUCAACGUGGUUCAGAAUGCCUUCUGGUCAAUCCCAUCCCAUCGUCCUCUCCACGACUUCCUGAAGUACGACUUCUUCCAGACCCUGUCGGUUAUGGGGGGGCUGCUCCUGGUAGUAGCACUAGGGCCCGGGGGAGUUUCAAUGGAUGAACAUAAAAAGAAGUGGUGAGCUCUUCCAUCGGUUUCCGUUGCAUCACCAAGGACCGUUUAUCUAGUUUCAGAUGACAGCUCCAUCAUACAGUUGUCUACUUGAGCCAUUGGACUAAAGAAUCAUUGUUCUCUGAAGGAAGGGGGUGCAGCAGGUUCAUUUAAGGCAUCAGAAAUCCAUAGUUUGAUAAAAAGGGGGUUGCUCCAAUGGAUGUGCUCCCUUGUCUUGUGAUGGGUGGUUUGCUCUGGAUUCCUCUAAUGUACAGCUCCCUGAUGGUUGAGUCUGGCCCCAUUGGGGGGGCUUUAGAUUAGAGGUGGGGAGGAAUGUACCAGACUUUUCUGUGCAUUUGCUGUGCAUAGGAAAUUCUGUUUUUGGCAGUAACAGGGGGUGUGCCAGAUGCUUCUAAAGUUCCUGCUGCAUCUGUAAAUUCAUGGUUGUAAACUAAGAAGCCUGACGAAGCAUUGGAGCACAGUUUAGUAGUGAUAGAGAGGGACGAGCAACCCUCUUAAUCAAGACUGAGAAGUACAGUUGGAAGUUACUCCCAGAAUUUACUUAGACCAAUAAAAUCUGAGUAAGAGCCACAUAUAAGCAGCAUCUUGCUCUUCAGAGCACCACAACCCUCAGAAAAGCAAGUUCCUACGUGAGAUGGGUGCAUGUAUCUUAAACCUGCUCCCUAAUGCUAGACUGGAAACGGGUAGAUGCCAAUUACCUAUUUGUAUUAAAUGGGGGGGGGGUUAUCGCUUCCGUCAUCACAUAAUACAUGGAACGCAACUUGCUUCCAGACCGGGUUUAAAACUCUUCCUUCCGUGCUGCUCAGCAGACAAAGUGCUUUGUAUCAAUGAUUUUUUUUUUUUUAAAGUAAUGUAUCAUGGAUAUAGAAAUUGAAUGCCGCUGUUCAGCCUUUUGGGCUUAUCUGAUAUCUGCCCAUUUCUGAUAUAUAUAUAUAUAUCUUUAUAUAAUAAAACGUAUAGUGGUAA